CAUUCUCAUUCUCUCGAUCUUGUAGGACGGAUCGCGAGAUGGGCGUAUUUAGCAAAAUGUUCGCUUCUUCAAGAAAGUGGCACAACACGACCGGUUACAUUAGAAUUAGGCAAAUACCUGCUGGUGACGAAUACGAUGAGCUGUGGCCUGAUGAUGGGUGCCGGCGAUGUCUUACAGCAACAUAGCAACUUCUUGAAGAAACGCAUGCCGAUGACGAACGAUCGACUCCCAAACGACGAGAAGGGCUGCCUCGACUACCGUGAAGAUGAAACCGAGUACGACAUAACGAACAACGGUUGCGAUUAUGUACGGACGCGCAAUAUGACCGUCGUUGGUUUCAUCCAGGGUCCCUUUAAUCACUACUUCUACAAUAUACUGGAAAAGCAGCUGCCGGGUAAGAGUGCCGGCAGCAUAUUAAAGAAGACCUUGAUCGACCAGACCAUCGCUAGUCCGAUCUGCCUUGGCAUGUUCUUCAUGGGGCUUGGGAUGCUCGAGCACAAGAGCCUUCAGGAAAUCAACAGCGAAAUUAGACUCAAGCUCAUGAACACAUGGAAGGUUGACUGCAUAUUUUGGCCACCAACACAGUUCUUAAAUUUUCUUUUCGUGCCCAUUCAAUAUCGAGUGUUAUAUAUCAACUUCAUGACAAUGAUCUACGACAUGUUCUUAUCAUACAUUAAAUACGAUGCAUGCGUUUACCUUUCCAUCCUACUUUUGUUUGAUUAA
This is a messenger RNA of Ceratosolen solmsi marchali, 723 nucleotides long. RefSeq names its product mpv17-like protein 2. Lineage: Eukaryota; Metazoa; Arthropoda; Insecta; Hymenoptera; Agaonidae. Gene Ontology annotation, cellular component: membrane; mitochondrion; cytoplasm. The annotation marks the transcript as partial. The transcript has 6 exons. Gene Ontology annotation, biological process: mitochondrial ribosome assembly. The record is from RefSeq and is a predicted model, not a curated record.